Molecule: messenger RNA, 6717 nt
Organism: Dryobates pubescens (Downy woodpecker)
Lineage: Eukaryota; Metazoa; Chordata; Aves; Piciformes; Picidae
Gene: RSF1
Product: remodeling and spacing factor 1
Exons: 16
Coding region: 95-4387 (1430 amino acids)
Biological process (GO): regulation of DNA-templated transcription
Cellular component (GO): RSF complex
Source: RefSeq, a predicted model, not a curated record
AGUGGCGGCGCGGCUCGGCAGCGCCCCCUCCCUUCUCUCUCAUUGCCCCCCCUCCCGCCCCCUCCCCAGCUCCUUCUCCAUCCUCAGGUCCAAGAUGGCGGCGGCGGCAGCUCCUCCGGCUGCAUCUCCGCCUCCCCCUUCUCCGGCAGGCCCGUGCUGCCCGGGCUCGUGGCCUAACUUCGCCGUCGUCUGCUCCUUUCUCGAGCGUUACGGGGCCUUGCUGGACCUGCCCGAGCUGCCCUUCCCCGAGCUGGAGCGCGUCCUGCAGCCGCCCCAAGAGCCUGGAGACCAGGUUCCCAAAGAAUUGGUGGAGCUUCACUUGAAACUGAUGAGAAAGAUUGGGAAGUCUGUCACAGCGGACAGAUGGGAAAAAUAUUUGAUCAAGAUAUGCCAAGAAUUCAACAGCACUUGGGCUUGGGAGAUGGAAAAAAAAGGAUACCUAGAAAUGAGUGUUGAAUGCAAACUGGGGAUUCUGAAGUAUCUCUGUGAAUGUCAGUUUGAUGACAAUCUGAAGUUUAAGAAUAUAAUUAACGAGGAGGAUGCUGAUGCCAUGCGUCUCCAGCCCAUUGGCCGAGACAAGGAUGGGCUGAUGUAUUGGUACCAGCUGGACCAAGAGCAUAAUGUCAGGAUGUACAUAGAAGAACAGGAUGACCAGGAUGGAUCCACGUGGAAGUGCAUUGUUAGAAACCGCAACGAGCUUGCCGAGACCCUUGAGCUCUUGAAAGCACAAAUUGAUCCAGCCCUGUUGAAACCCAACAAUUCUCAGCAGGAGAAUUCAUCACGUGAAAGCCCAAGCAUAGACGAAGAAGAUGCCAAGAAGGGUGAAGAAGCAUCUACACAAGAAAGUCAAGUAAAAGUCAGAGAGGAAAAAGAGGUGGUGGAGGAACAGUCGGUGGAAUCGGAAAGCCUUCCUCCUCCUGUGGUCAAAGAAGAUGAAACUCUGCUGAAAACAGAGAAAGUGGAGGAGAAAGAAAUCAUAAAAUUGCCAGUAAUAGUAAAAUUAGAGAAACCUUCAGAAUACAGUGAAGAAAAGCAAACUGUCAAAGAAGAAAGCGACUCCUUUAAAGAAAACGUCAAGCCGGUUAAAGUAGAGGUGAAGGAAAACAAAAUAGACUCAAAAGACUUAAAAGAAGUCAAAAGUUGUACAGACAAAAUAGUUCAUGAGCCAGAGAGGUUAGAAUUUUGUGUUAAUGUUAAAACUCCUCAAGAAAUCAUGGAGAAAUCUGUGGAAGAAAGUGAGAAACUGAAAAAUGACCAGCAGGCAAAAAUACCGCUUAAAAAGCGAGAGAUCAAGCUGACAGAUGACUACGACAGCCCAAUAAAGGGGCCCCUGUGUAAAUGUGUUACUCCAACAAAAGAUGUCUUGAAGGAAGAAGGGAAACCAGAAGAAGAAGCUUUUAAGAGAGUCCCUACAAUUACUGCUUUAUGUCCUGAAGGGAAAGUGCUGGUCAAUGGAGAGGUUAGCUGUGAAAAAAUAACGCCGAGCGUCAUACAGAACAACAAGUCGGAACACUCAGCUGGCCUGAAGGAAGAGAGCAGCUCACUGAAAGAGAAAAAUGGGAACAGUGGGGAGAAGGGGUCAGACUCACUAAAUUCUGUUAGUAAAAUUAUCAAAGCCUGUGAGGCUGAGAAAAAUGCAGUAGCUGUGGUAAAGGAAACAGGGGCUGUGGUCUCUGAGGUUUCUAAUCAGAAAGUGCCUUUAAAGGAGGAAUCUAGUCCUGUGGAAAAAGAGUCCCUUGACAGCACGACUACUGAAACAAUAGUGGAAGAGUCUUCAAGUGCUGAAGACUGUGCCAAAACAACUGAAGAUAAAGUAGCCAUGGACAUCCAAAAGGACAGACUGCCGCCACCCAAAGAAUGUUUAGAGAAGCUAGAGAAGUCCACGAAUGCAUCUGCUCCUGCAGAACUGCCCCAGCUUGCACUGACCGAUGAAGAGACUUUGAAAAGUAAAGAUGAAUCUGAGGAGAAACCUAAUUCUCCAAAAGCUGCUGAGAUACCCCCUGCAUCUACUUCUCCUGCUACUUUAGAGAAACCUGGUUUGGAAAAGGAGGAUUCUGAUAGUAAAGCAACUCUACCCGAGGAGAGCAAAGCAGAAGAAAAACCCGGCCCUGAAAAACAGGAGGAAGAGCCAGAAGCUGCUAAGACAGAGCCAGAUAGGUUAGAUGAUGCCCAUGCUUCUAAUCUAGAGGACUCUUCAGAGAGUAAAAAGGAAUCUCCAGUACCUAAAAGCAAAUAUAAGUAUAAGCUAGUUUCUGAAGAAGAAAGUUGUGAAGCAGCCAAUAAAGAAAUAACUUCUGAAAGACAGAAAGAAGGAAUUAAAUUAACAAUCCGGAUCUCCAGUCGGAAGAGAAAGGCAGAAACACCGCCAGAAGAGGUCAGCAUUGGCCGCACCUUGAGGCGCUCUCCGAGAAUAUCCAAGCCUACUCCCAAAGUUGUGGAGACUCGGGAUCAGAAACCUGACAAAAAACGACCUGAAGAGGAAGAGGAGAAACCUGCAGCAGCACAAAAACACGAGCGGAAAGAAGAUGCAAAAAAACACGAGAAGGAGGCAAAUUCUAAGGUCAACAAGAGAAGCAAAGUGCGGUGGACGGGUACACGAACACGUGGCAGGUGGAAAUACUCAAGUAAUGAAGAAAGUGAGGACUCAGAGAGUGAAAAAAACUCUGAGGAGGAGGAGGAAGAGGAGGAGGAGGAGGAAGAAGAAGCUGCACCAGCUGAUGACGAUGAGCCGUGCAAGAAAUGUGGCCUUCCCAAUCACCCCGAGCUGAUUUUGCUGUGUGACUCAUGUGACAGUGGAUACCACACAGCCUGCCUUCGCCCUCCUUUGAUGAUAAUCCCUGAUGGAGAGUGGUUCUGCCCACCUUGCCAGCAUAAAUUGCUCUGUGAGAAAUUAGAAGAACAAUUGCAAGAUCUGGAUGUUGUUUUGAAAAAGAAGGAACGUGCAGAACGCAGAAAAGAGCGAUUGGUGUAUGUGGGUAUCAGUAUUGAGAACAUCAUUCCACCUCAGGAACCAGAAAUACCUGAAGGUCAGGAAGAAAAGAAGAAAGAUUCCAAAAAGCCCAAAUCAAAGCUGCUUGAAAGGAGGUCUACCAGAACCCGAAAGUGCAUAAGCUACAGGUUUGAUGAAUUUGAUGAGGCGAUUGAUGAGGCAAUUGAAGAUGAUAUCAAGGAGGCUGAUGGAGGAGGCAUUGGCAGGGGGAAAGACAUGUCUAAUAUCACAGGUCACCGUGGAAAAGACAUUUCCACAAUCCUGGAGGAGGAAAGGAAAGAAAACAAACGACCUCAAAGGGCUGCUGCAGCACGGCGCAAGAAACGACGGCGACUAAAUGACCUGGAUAGCGACAGUAACCUGGAUGAGGAGGAGAGUGAGGAUGAAUUCAAGAUCAGUGAUGGAUCUCAGGAUGAGUUUGUUAUAUCAGAGGAGAAUCUGGAUGAAAGUGAAGAUGAGCCACCAUCAAAUGAAGACAGCGACUCAGAGUUCUGUGCCCGCAUAUCCAGGCGACACCACUCCAGGCCCAUGAGGCAAAGCAGGCGGCUACGAAGGAAAACAGCCAAGAAAAAAUACUCUGAAGAUGAUGAAGAGGAAGAAUCUGAGGACAAUUCAAGCAGAGAAUCUGAGAGUGGAGAUUACACAGACUACAGCGAUGAUGAUUACCUGGAAACCAGGAGGAGAAGAUCAAGACGGAAUCAGAAGAGACAAGUGAAUUAUAAGGAAGAUUCAGAAAGCGAUGGCUCGCAGAAAAGCGUGCGAUACGGCAAGGAGCUAAGAAGAGUUCAUAAACGCAGGCUCUCCACUUCAGAUAGUGAAGAGAGCUACGCGUCCAAGAAUUCCGAGGAUGAUGAGUCCACAAAGAGGUCGAAGAGGCUGAUCCGAAAGCGUCGGCGAAGCACAGAGGACUAUUCUGAGGAAGAAGGAGGGGCUGCGGAAGAGGGAGGGAGGCCUGUCCGCAAGCGGCUGAAUCGGAUCGAAACAGACGAAGAAGACACCUGCGAGAAUGCCACCGAGGAGGCGGAGAACCCCGCUCCUGCUAAUAAGCUGCCAGCUGCUGCACAGGCUCCUCCGGACGCCACCAAGAAGCACUGCUACCGGAUAGAAAGUGAUGACGAAGAUGACUUUGAUAACGUAGGGAAAGUAGAGAGCCCUUUGGACUACAGCCUGGUGGAUUUGCCUUCCACCAAUGGACAGAGCCCAGGUAAAACCAUUGAGAACUUGAUUGGCAAGCCAAGCGAGAAGACCCAGGCCCCCAAGGACAGCACAGCCAGCGCCAGCCUGGCGCCCAACGGGACGGGGAGCGGGCAGGAGGCGGUAGGGCCGGAGGAAGAUGAAGAUGAACUUUUGAGAGUGACUGACCUUGUUGAUUACGUCUGUAACAGUGAACAGUUAUAAGACUUCCAUUUUUGUGCUAAUUUAUUCCACGGUAGCUCAUACCAGCGGGCCAGUUAUUAAAAGCUGUUUUAUUUUUCCUAGAAAAUUCUCCACUACAGUAUCACUUUUUAGAAGCAAGAAUUUCACCAGUCCUGCAGUCUUUCUGUGAAGUGACCAGUUUUGAACUUUGAAGAUGAAUUGCUGUAAAUUCCCCUCUCUUACCUGCCCCCCCACCCUUUCUCCUUCCAAGUCCAUGGUCCUGGGUAAUUUCACUCACAAAAACCUUAUAACAACAAGAGAUUUGUAUAUUUUUGACUUUAUAUUUCCUGAGUGCAUACAAAUUUGUGGAAAUGGGUGGCCUAAGAAAGCAUUCCAAAUUGGUCAGGGCCCAAACCAGAACUGGGGUGGGUUUGGCUCAAGGGGUGGGGUUGGGGGGGGGUGUGCAGAAGCACUUGUGCUUUAGCUUUUUUCAUAUGAGAUAUAUAUUAUAUUUAAAUGUUCACAACUUAGAUUACAAAUUAACAGACAGUUAAAAGAAAUUAAUGUCUGUACUGUCGCAUUUUGUGAGUUGUAGGUUAACAUACCAUAGCUCAUUUUAGUAAAUCACCUUCAUGGAAGCAGUUUGAUUUUAAUACUGGAGGCAAAGAGAAUUAUUAGAGGCCAAGAAGGUACCAUAAACAAGAACUCUACUAUCCACUAUGACUUGCAGACUUUCCUAAUAAACAUCCUUUAAAGUGUUUGUACAGUGAAGUGUACUGUAAUGAAGUUCUUGACAGUCCAAACACGCUAGCCACCGGUUUCUAAAGCCCUCUCGUGUAGCCCAUCAGACGCUCUCCAAUGUAUGGCGUCUAGCGGGACGACAUCUCUAUCUGAAGCUCAGUCUGUAAGCUGGAUGGCAUCUUGACGUGCUGCGGACUCGUACAGACUAAAAACAACCAACCAACCACAACCCUGCAGUUGCUGCCUGGCCACUUGAGUUCCACCAUCUGUUGGGAGCAUUGUGAAUGAAAUCUGUUUGUACAAACAGCAUCGACCGGAGAGCAACAGCGCACCAGAGGAUGAAUCCGAUAAACCAUGACUGGUCCAUUCAUGUCCUUAAAUAUCUACUUCAAAUUGAAGUAAACAAAUGGAACAGUUUUCCUUUUGGAGGUUUUCUGUUUGGGGUUUGUGUGUGGGGUUUGGGCUUGUUUUGGGGUUGUUUUUUUUUGUGUUGGUGUGGUUUGGUUUUGAUUUGAUUUUACUUAUCUGCCUGGAUGUAUCAGCAGGUUUUGAAUGUAGUGUUGGCCUUUGGCCAGUAGAGUUUUCUUAAAAUACAUUUUAAUAAUUGUCCUGUGACCAACUGAUUUCAAGAAGGCAGUAUUUCUGAGAGAAAACACUUGACUCCAAGACAUCUCAUCGCUCUUGGAGUGGGCACAAAGUGCUGGCUGCUUUUAUUCAAGAUAAAAAAAGGUGACAAAAGCAAAACCACCACCAAGACGGGGCACAUAGCAGAGCCGAAAUGUUGUUUGGGUAGCAUUCGGUUUUCUCUUCACUCUGAAUUAAGAUGCAGGCUGUGAAAUUUGUCCAUGUUUUAGCACACAGACAGCUCAGACAGAUCUGCCAAACGUUGAAAUCCAAAAAGGUCACAUCUCUGGAUCCUUUUUGCUCCGAGAUUUGGAUUUUUGAGUGGUGUUUAUGUCCGUUGCCGGCAAUGGAUGCACCAAAACUGCUGCUGCUGCCACCAAGGAGUGAGUUCUCCUUUCCUGCCCCACCUGAUUCCCUUCCAUUAUGUUCUAUUUUCUAGUCAGUCAUUAAGCACUUCUCUCGUGAUAAAACUGGCAUUAGGCCUUUGCUAAAUACCUCUCUAGAAAACCUAGAUCCAAAAAAGUUACCUAACUUCUGGCCUUGAAAGUCUUGGCUUUGUUUCCCCUCCUCUUUGUCCACAAGUUCUAUCAGAACCACUCCGCAAUUCUUUUGGGUUCUAGCAGUGUGUUUGCCCUGCUUUACAACAAGAAUCUGCAGAGACACAUAAAGAUGGAGCUUGCUCAUUAUCUGCUGUGCUAAGCAAGCUGGUGAUUUAACAGACUGAGAAAUCACUCUUUCAAAGUGAGAACUUAAUUCCAUCAAACAUUGAAUAGUUUUCCACCAUGAACUAUUAAGUUUUCAUGAGCAGGUGUUGAAACAGGGUAGUGAAAACCUGCAAAGGGGUAGAAUUGAGCUCUUAAAAGCCCGUUCAGUGUUUUAAGCCACUGUUUUCCUUUGCUUAGGUGAGGCAUAGACAUAGUGUUGCUACAUUUCUGAUACUUUUGUCUUUAAAACAAGAACAUUUGGCUUCCUCUUUGCAGUGUUAGUAGCUGCUGAGCAUUUUCAAG